UGUGAUGAGUAUACAUGUGCCAGCGUUUAUAAUAAUUGUAAAUUUAUACGCGCUAUUAACAUUUUCUAUGUAAUAUGACGCCAACAAAGUAAGAUUAGUGUAUUAAAACGUACCGUUAUCAUGUUCUUUUAGUGUUCUGAGUGAAUUGUGAAGUUUUAUAGUGAAAAAAAUGAAACGAUCCAAGAAGACUGAUAAAAUUACCAAGUUCAAACAUAAAUUGAUAAAGAAAGGAAAAAUAAAUGAGCACCGUUCCGCGGGCGGCAGCUGGGAGGAGCCGGUGAGCGCGGUGCGUAACACACCUCUGCGACGCUCGCAACGGCUCAACUCCACACUGGAUUCCAGGAGUACUGGCCAGUUGCGGAACACGCUGAGCCGCGCGCGGGAGCUUUGCGAGCGGUGGCGCAACGGGCGGGAGACGCCGUCGCCGCCCGCCGCGCCCGACGACGACGGCGGCGGACGGCUGGCGCGCUGGUUCAGCGUACGCCGCGGCUCCGCGCACCACUACGAUAUGCACACGCACGAUACGGACAAGAUGCCCAAACUUCCAGAGUUGGAGGAGGACAUGUUCUCGUGCGGGGGCGAGGUGCGGGGCGGGCGAGUGCCGCCCCCCUCACUCGGCCCUCCCCCAGAUGCCCUUACCGCGGUGCAGCUAAGGCGGAGGCACGUCGUCGCCGCGAUAAUACACAGUGAAAAUUCAUACGUCGCCACCCUACAGAGGCUUGUGAAUGACUACAAGAAACCGUUAGAGGAGAGCAGUCCAGCGAUACUGAACGCCAGCAAGAUCCAGACGCUUUUCCACCGGCUGCCUGACAUCCUGCAAUGUCACCUGCACUUCCGCACCGCGCUCGCCGACUGCGCCGCUACGUGGGACCGCGAUGAAAAAAUUGGCGAGGUCUUCCUUAACGCAUUCUCAAAGGCGGUGGUGCUAGAUGUGUACUCUGACUUCAUCAACAACUUCUCCGUGGCCAUGGAGUUGGCGAAGAUGGAAUCGAAACGCAAAUCCGCGUUGGCUGACUUCUUCAAAGUGAAACAGAUCAGUGCCCACGAUCGGCUCUCCUUCUUCGGACUGAUGGUGAAACCGGUGCAACGGUUUCCUCAAUUCAUAAUGUUCUUGCAGGACCUGUUAAAGCACACGCCGCCCGGUCAUGCCGACAGAGUGGCGCUGCAAAGGGCCCUGACUCGACUAGAGGCCCUCGCUGAGGCCUUGAACGAGAGGAAAAGGGACGCAGAAAGGACCCAGGCUUUCCGCGCGGCAUUGCGGCGGCUGACACGCGGGGGUGUGGCGGGUGCGGGCGGUGCGGGAGGCACUGCGCGCUUCGGCGCCGCUCGUCUGCUCGCCUCGCGCGCUGACCGCAGACAUCUGCUGCGACAAGACGACCUGCUGCAACUUGAGUUCAAUCAAUCUGGUGCAUUAACGAAGUGCAAGCCGCGCCGGCUGCUGCUGCUGAACGAUUUGGUGGUAUGUGUGUCUGUGGGCGCAGGCGGAGAUGCGGAGCGCCUAGGCCUCAAGUGGGCACACCCUGUACAUGACGUUGACGUCCUCGACACCGGCACCUCGCCAACACUCAGCAGAGUGCUCGCACAGGGUAUGAACCGCAGCGGCAGCUUGCGUUCGAACUCUAGCAAUGGUGUUGGCAACACGUCGACAUCGACCGGCGACUCCUUGUGUAACGAGAUGUCUGCGCUGAUGCACGACUACGAGGCGGUGUCGCGUAUGGCAGACCUCGCAGCAUCACUACACGCACCCUACCCGGAGCUAGCACCCGACAUGUUCCGCACACUGCUGCAGAAUAUACAGAAGAGUAUACAGAAAAAAGAUGACGAGAUGGCGUGGGUGGACUCGUGCUGUUUACAACUGACGAUCCGUGGGCGCGAGGAGCCGCUGACGUUCCGUGCGCGUGAGCCGGGCGCGCGGCUCGCCUGGGCCACCGAGCUGCGUCUGGCUCAGCUGGCGCAGGCCGCAGCCAACUCGCCCGCCUGGCGUCUGCCGCAUCCCGUACCUCACCACAGUGUGCCCCUCUACGUCGCCGCCACACCAGUCUACUCCUCUAAACAACUCACUGAGGUGAGAUGCGGUUGUUUCUACGUGAGCGGCGGUGGUGGUGUGGGCGGGGGUGGGGGCGGGGGCGGCACACGCGCGGGGGGCGGGGCGGCGUCGCGACGCGCGCGCUCUCUGCUGUGGGUGUGUGCGGGCGGCGCUCAGCACAGCCACGUGGCCGUACUGGCGCAGCGCGCCGCCAGCCUCAAGACCCUCGCCACGCUGCACCUGCCCGACACACAGGUUACUUCAAUGGAGUACGCUAAAGGCGUACGACAAGUGACAACGCUGUGCGGCGACACGGUGUGGCUCGGCACCGAGGACAAGAAGAUCAUCAUCUUCUCCGGCGUCGAGCCCGAGAAGCAGGAGAAGCUGACGGAGGUGCAGACUGUGGCCGGCGUGACGCAGGUGCGGUACCACUGCGACGCCAUGUUCGUCGGCCUCGCCAACGGCCGCCUCACCGUCUACCGGCGCAGCGCAGACGACACCUGGGCCCUGCACGAGCCGCUCGCCAUCGAGCUCGGCGACCAACCCGUCCAUUGCGUCCUGCCCGUCGACGGCAUCGUCUACGCCACCUGCGCCAGACGCGUCUUCGCCAUUAAUGCGCUCACCGCCGAGAUAAUGCGCAUCCUCGAACUGAAAGGAGAAGGCGACAGAUCUGUCAAGUACUUGGCCCACUCCGGUGUCGGUCUGUGGACGGCCUUCUCCGAUUCCACAUACGUCAGCCUCUAUCACGCCGAGACGUUCGAGCACCUGCAGAAUAUUGACAUCGCCGCCGACGUGGCGAAGACUAUCGGAGCUCGGGAGGGCAGCAAGCCGGCCUAUGUGUCCGCUCUGCUCGCCAGCCAGGGCUUGCUGUGGGUGGGCACGACGGCCGGCGUCAGCGUCACCGUGCCCCUGCCCAAACUGGAGGGCCUACCUCUGAUAGGCGGGCACAUCGCGGUGUCGUAUCACGCGCACGCCGGGCCCGUCACCUUCCUCCUCUCCCUGCUGCCCGAAAACAGGGAGGUGGACGUUAACGUGGUCCGCCGCAACCUUUCCAAUGCUCGAGCGUUAGCGGACACAACGUUACAGGAGUUCAAGGAGGAGGAAGCUAAGGAUUCGGACAAACCAAAAUUAGAAAGAAGGAUAUCCGAGGAAUCCAGCCCGUACCGGCCCCAGCGCGUGCAGUCCGCAGUCGUACGCCGCAAGAAGCCGGGAGACGUGCGCCUCAGCAAAACGCUGCCGAAGUGCGCCAACCUAAACGCGUGCGACGUGUACGGUCUCUUCGGGGACCUGAUGUUUGUGAAAGACUGCGUGGGCGACGCCGACGUGAACGGGUCGGGCGGCGAGGCGCUGCGGAGGAGCGACCCGGAGCUGGCGGCGAUACCGUUCCGAGUGAGCACGCUGGACCGGCGACUGCGCAUGCGCGCCGGUCGCCCCCGGAGUCUGGACCUGUCCAGCUGGUCGGUGGACUCGAGGGCCUCCAGUCUGUGCACGUCGUCCGGCAGCGAGGAGUCGAUGGCGUUGCGCGGAGUUUCGAGAACUAGUUCGGGAGCUUCGGGCGCGGCGAACCUGGCGCCCCUCGCGGCCUCCACGCCGGACUCGUCCUCGAGCAAAUCCUCCACCUCGGAGCGCUCCAUCUCUAGGAGCGAUUCGACCAAUGCGGUGGAGGUGAGGACGAACGGCAAGCGCGAGGGGAGCGGCGAGAGGAGCGGAGGGCGAAGCUUGCGGGGCGCGGACUACAUGAUGGGGUGCGGCGCGCGGAGGUCCGUGGUGACGGUGGCGGGAGGGCGCGGGUACGUGGACUGGAGGCAGACGGCCGACGCCGCCGAGCGCCCCGCGCCCGCCGCAGACCCCAACCCCAAAGACGCACAUCUCAUACUGUGGGAGAUGCGAUUGUGACCUCAUUCACAAAAAAUCUCCGAUAUAUUUUACAAUAAUAGCUUUCUAUCUGCAAUUGAUGCGAAUAGUGUGUCAUAUGUUGUAAAUAAAAUGUAUGAUAUUGUAUAAAUUCCAACUUCGUUAUUUUAGCGUAAGAAUUGAUUUAUGUUAUUGUGCUAAUCGAUUAUAAUUAAUUGUCCCCGGCCGCCUUGCAUACGAUGAAGAGUUUUUUUUUUAAUGUAAAAUUUAAAUUUACACUCAGUGUAAGUAAUGUGAUAAGCUUUAAAUUAUUGAUGUUGUGCUUCAUUAGACAGACGGCCUUACAAACGCUAUUAUUAUACAUAUUUAUAGACACAAGUGCAUUAUUUUUGUGGUUAAUUAUAUUGAAAUGUUAUUAAAUAGUUAUCGAAGUCAAAAUUAUGUUAGCUUCGGAAUUGACAAAAUUAUAUGCAAAAAAAUAGCAAUGCAAUAAAAGUAUAGAAUCCAAUACAAAAAUUAAUAGUAAAAUUUCGUCCAUACAUUAAUUCUGUAGUAUGUUAUAUCCAUUACUGACU
Messenger RNA from Papilio machaon (common yellow swallowtail), 4455 nucleotides. Its product is annotated as rho guanine nucleotide exchange factor 10-like protein. The record is from RefSeq and is a predicted model, not a curated record. The transcript has 13 exons. Gene Ontology annotation, molecular function: guanyl-nucleotide exchange factor activity. NCBI's taxonomy places the organism in Eukaryota, Metazoa, Arthropoda, Insecta, Lepidoptera, Papilionidae. The coding region runs from base 170 to 3922 and encodes 1250 amino acids. Gene Ontology annotation, biological process: positive regulation of stress fiber assembly; actin cytoskeleton organization.